AUGCUGUGCGCAAAGAAAAAGAAGGAACAUCGACGUCCAGAGGGAAGCUUUCCUGCCUGGAUGUUUCUUGUGCCGAGUGUGACGCUGUUUCUGCUGCUCCUCCCUCACAUGGUGUGCAACGUGCCGAGCACGAACUGUGCCACCUCUGACCCCCCUCCCAUUCCCCAUGAGUGGCAGCAGCCAGGCGAAGUCCUUGUCGGCGGGAUCAUAACACUGAUCAAUAUUGUGUUCGCCAACUUGAAAUUCAAAGAAUGCCCUUCUCGGGAGGCAAUCGACACUCAAGUCGUGAUAACCAAGUUCUAUCAGCACCUUCUGGCUUUAGCAUUUGCUAUCAAUGAGAUCAAUGAGAAUCUCAAAAUUUUGCCGAACAUCACUCUUGGGUUCCACAUCUAUGACAGCAAUUAUGAUCCUAGGAUGACCUACCGAACCAUCCUGGACCUCCUUUUCAGAUCAAAGAGAUUUCUCCCCAACUAUAAAUGUGGUGUGCAAAGAAAUGUAGUUGGAGUGAUUGGAGGCCUGGAUUCCGAUACUUCCUCAUGCAUGGCAGAGCUCUUACAAGUAUACAAGAUUCCACAGAUUUCAUACGGGUCAUUUGAAUCAACAUCUACGGACGAAACCCAUUUCCCUUCAUUUUACCGCAUGGUUCCCACUGAAGCUCUUCAGAUUACGGGGAUCGUCCAAUUACUUUGGCAUUUCAAAUGGAAAUGGGUUGGACUUAUCAUUAUAGAAGAUGAUGGUGGAGAUAAUUUCUUACAUUCAAUGGAGCGUCUGUUUUCCGAAAAUGGAAUCUGCUCAGCUUUCACCAGAAGAGUUCAAAAGAAUGCCCGAUCAUUUAAUUCUAAAGAAACUAUCAUUUGCAUUAAAAAUAAUAUUCCAGAUUUCAUGGAGAGCAGCACCAAGGCGUGUGUUAUUUAUGGGAACACUCAAACUGUUACAUGGUUAGAAUUUAUGAUAUGGCUUACAACAGUUUUCCUUCCACUACGGUUCCCAGGAUAUAAGGGUAAGGUUUCUGCAGGAAAAGUAUGGAUCAUGACAUCCCAGACUGAUUUCUUGGCCAAUCUGUUUCAAAGAUAUUUUGAUAUUCAAAUGUUCCAUGGUACUAUCUCCUUCGCGAUUCACUCAGCAGAACUUGCAGGAUUCCAAGAAUUUCUUCAGAAUACCAAUCAUUUGGAGGAAAGAGGAAAUACAUUCAUCCAGGAGUUCUGGGAGCAAGCAUUUGACUGUUUAAUUCCAAAUUUGGUUAGACCCACAGAUGCUGAUGAAGCAUGCACAGGAGAGGAGACCCUAGAGGACCUUCCUACAACAUACUUUGAAAAGAGCAUAAGUGGCCAUAGCUAUAGUAUCUACAAUGCUGUCUAUGCUGUGGCUCAUGCAUUGCACAGCAUUUAUACAUCUAGAUUCUUCUUGAGAAGAACACAGGAUAGUGGGAGAUGGACUCCUUUGAAUGUGCAACCCUGGCAGGUAACAUCAUCUCAAUGAGAAAUACGUAUUGUCAUGAUGUAAGUUCUACAUGAUGCUGUAACUCAGAUUUUUUGUGUUGGCCACUCAAGUCUACUGUAUUUCCCCAAAUCAUUUCCUUUAAUUGUCAGAUACUGGUACAAUGAAUGGUGGUG
Heteronotia binoei (common prickly gecko) is the source of this 1613-nucleotide messenger RNA. Its product is annotated as vomeronasal type-2 receptor 26-like. Gene Ontology annotation, biological process: G protein-coupled receptor signaling pathway. NCBI's taxonomy places the organism in Eukaryota, Metazoa, Chordata, Lepidosauria, Squamata, Gekkonidae. Gene Ontology annotation, cellular component: membrane. Gene Ontology annotation, molecular function: G protein-coupled receptor activity. Bases 1 to 1479 code for a protein of 492 amino acids. The transcript has 3 exons. The record is from RefSeq and is a predicted model, not a curated record.